UUUCCUGAUGCUGCUGUGUUUUCAACGACACAUUUCAAAUUUUGGUCUAAUUUUGGACAUUUUCCUGUUUCUUUGGUUUGGAAAAGAAUGGCUCGGUCUCCAGUGCUCUCUCUUCUCUGAGUGUGAACGUCAGCAGCCUCUGGUGCUGGUGGGGCUUUGGGAGGUUGAUGGCGAGGUUCCAGUUGGCCCACGUCAAAGUGAGCUGGACGGGGCUUUUGGCCCUGGCCCACCUCACCUACCUGCUGGUCGGGGCCACCAUCUUCCAGAUUCUGGAGCGAGAGGCUGAGAGCAACAACCGCAACCACUUCCAGCUGGAGAAGCUGCACUUCUUGGCCAAUUACACGUGUCUGGACGGACCGGCCCUGGAGAAGUUUGUUCAGGUGAUUUUGGAUGCCUGGGAAAAAGGAGUGAAUCCUUCUGGCAACUCUACAAACCCCAGUAACUGGGAUUUCAGCAGCUCCUUCUUUUUUGCAGGCACCGUAGUCACAACUAUAGGAUAUGGUAACCUCUCCCCCAGCACCGUGUCCGGUCAGGUGUUCUGCGUGUUUUACGCGCUCUGUGGCAUUCCGCUGAAUCUGGCCUUCCUCAAGCAGAUGGGGAAGUGUCUCACCAUCCACCUGGGUCGACUGAAGAGGGCGAUGGUCUCAGUUGUUCCACACAAGCAAACAGUAGAGGCUCUAGCAGUGAGUUUCUUCUUCAUCAGUGGCAGCCUGCUUUUUCUGGUCAUCCCUCCCCUGCUCUUCAGUUAUGUGGAAGGCUGGACGUUCGGCGAAGGUUUCUAUUUCACCUUCAUUACCCUCAGCACCAUCGGUUUUGGAGAUUAUGUGGUGGGGACUGACCCGGGUAAGGAGUACAUCUCUCUCUACCGGAGCCUUGCAGGUAUAUGGAUCAUUUUUGCGUUGGCGUGGCUCGCUCUCAUCCUCAACAUGGGAUCCAGAGUGAUGGAGCAUGUGGUCGUCAUGACUCACCCGGGCUUUAAGAAACAACAGGAGGAGGAGGAGGAGGACGCGUCGUCCUGCAAACUAGAGGACACGUCAAAGAUCUAACUAUGGACUUCACAGUAGACUGUAAUAUUAACACUAGGUAGACCAUAUUUUGUAUGAUUGUGUUUACUGUACAUAUUGUGAUAAGAAAACUGGUGUCGCAUCAUCUAAUAUAUUAGCAAAACUGUUGUAAAUUUGUGUUUCCAUAUUUAUUCCUUCCUAUACAUACUUUGCUUCAUGUUUCACCUGACAAUGAUUGUUUUGAUGUAUUUACCUGAUGCAUUAGGCUCAUAAAUACAUGAAAGGUUUUUGUUUGACAGUUCUACCUCAGUUACACCAGAGUCAGUACAGAAGAUCAGGACCUGAAUUUAUUUCUGGAGAUGAAACUUGAAGACAUUUCACCACAAUGUGGCCAGAGACAUGUUCAUUCACCUAAACUGAACUGAUACUAUGAAAGAAAUAUAACGUAUUUCAUUCUGCAAAUACAUGAUUUUCAUUUCUUCUAAAUGUGAAAACUGUUUUCGAUAGCAAUUAACUUUUCAAAUUAAAAUAAACUGGAUAUAUUUAUGAUGCAUAAAUAAAGGAGUUUAUAACAGAGAAGCGACUGAAGUGAAAUUGUGCGGUUUUUGGAUAAUAAAUAUCAGGGAAAACAUUAAGUACAAUAAGGUUAAGUAAACACAGUGAUUAGAAACAAGUGUCAUGAGGAAUAACACUAGUGAUGACCACUGAUACUCUGUGUGUGUUCACCUCUAUUUUUACACGGCAAUUGUCAAGAUUAUGAGCCGUCAUCAGAGACCUCUGUGUUUUAAAACUUAAGUCAUG
Molecule: messenger RNA, 1805 nt
Organism: Platichthys flesus (European flounder)
Lineage: Eukaryota; Metazoa; Chordata; Actinopteri; Pleuronectiformes; Pleuronectidae
Product: potassium channel subfamily K member 16-like
Exons: 5
Coding region: 168-1046 (292 amino acids)
Biological process (GO): stabilization of membrane potential; potassium ion transmembrane transport
Cellular component (GO): membrane
Molecular function (GO): potassium ion leak channel activity
Source: RefSeq, a predicted model, not a curated record